AAAAAAAGGCAUAUUAUUGUGUUGAGGACGUGGAAGCAAGCAGCAAUUGCCGGAACCAUCUGUGUCCCUUCUUUUCCGCUUUUUUCAUACACAUCUUUUCGCUGCCAACAUUCACGUAGAUGCCCCAUGCCAGCGCCUGGUCCCGCAAAACAUCCAGAAGCCACUCUUAUUCGACCUGUCGGCUCUCGCUUCUCAACACGUUCACUCUUUUCCCGUACCUCGUGCUUCGUGUUUCGCCCGUUGAAAAAAGACAAGCCCGUUGCAGUCAAUCCGCCUCUCCGCUGAAUCUGAGAAGUGACGUUGUCGUCCGUCGGCCUGUCUGCCGCGCCAUCGCCUCCAGUUUUGUGAAUGCGUCCUCUGUGUGUGGUGAUGUUUCUAGGCGAAUCCAUUUUUGUCGAUGUUUGCGUGUUUGCGUGUUUGCAAUGAUGUGUAUGUGUAUUCGCGUCAUGUGGUUGUAAGUGUCUUUCGUGCGUGUUCGGUGAUCUUGCGUCACGUGAGUGCGGCGUUUCGAGUCCAGGAGAGGUUCCGAAGAGUCAAGACAGAAAGGCGACUCACCGUCACACUUGCAGGGGCAUUCACCUCUCCGCAGUGACAUGGUUUCGUGGCACAUUCCUUGGCGUGAAGCGCUCUCGGGAGUCGCCCGUUACCCGCGUUCUGAGGACUCUGGGGUUUCUCGUCUGUCCCCACUGUCAGGCACCCCCAUGUUCCAUUUUCGUCUACCAUCGUGCGUGUUCCAGCUCCCCAAUUUCUUCGUUGCUCACUCCCGCAGUCGCUGCAGCCCCUGCGCGCUUUAAGAAAAACUGUUCCAUAAUAACCCCAUGCGUGCCAGUUCCACCGCUUUAGCAUCUGUGGGUUAUUUCCGCUCACAUCCCACGUCACACUGGGAAUCUGCUUGUAUAUACAUUGCUUUUCUGUCGCACCAUUUCCGGCGUCGGCACAUGGCUGUGAGAGCAGAUUUCCUCUCUGGAGAGUCAAUCCUCGCGCUGCGUCGCGUUACUCCGUGUAGCAGCUUGGGAGGCAAGGACAUCACGCUGUGUCUGCGCUUCACUCUUCUGUCUGUGUUUAAGGGUUGUUUCGCCCACUGCGUAUGUCGAGAAAGACGCAAGAACAGCAAUCUCUCCUUCUUCCUUUAACGGACAUGCAUUUGCAUUAUGCACUGGUGUAUACCUUCCUGUGUACCAGCACUCAGGAUAUCUAUGAGUCUAUUCCGGGCACACCUUGUCUUUUACAGGGUGUGAAUUUUCUCCCACUUUGCCAAAAAUUCUCCGGUUUAGCAAAUUUCUGGAUCGAUAGUUGACCAAGCCAACGACUACCCCUUCACAACUCCAGUCAGUACAGUUCAGGCGUAUUAGUGUGCAUGUAUAUAGCUAGAUCAAUAGGCGCUAGCAAUACUUUGCGCCAGCGAAGCAAAUACCUCAGGCGGCAACCUUCGCACGGUGAAUGUGCUCUGCCUGCUUGGCCAGAAGACGGAAUUGACACGCUUCCGUGGUGAAGAAGAACAGCCGAGGACCUGCACCUCUUUCGUUCUCCGCUUUCCCUCUUCGCCUGUUUCCUUUUGAGAGACGCCGCCAGUCGGUGUCUGUUUUUUUAUCAUUUGUGGGGUAACCUCCCGCGUCGGAAGCCUAUAUAUGCGUGUAUUCAUGUACAGUCGGCACCUCUGAAGGUUCAAGAACGCAUCUUUCGAAUUCCCGACCAAGUGGGCCAGCGGAACUUUCAGACUCCUCUCUGCAGAUCCCAACAGGGUCUUUGCUGGCCGCCUUGGUUGUUUGAAAAAGCGAAGCAGCGUCUGUCUAGAUAAACCAUGCACUCCCUUUAAUCAAAAUAGCCAGCCAUAGGUUGUGACGAGCCUGUCCCGGCGAACUGGAAACGGCGACUGUUUUGCCUCGGAAACGAAGAGAACUGCGACACCAAUAUCAGCUGAUGUGUAUGGUAGCGUAAAGAAAUACGUGUACAGUGGUCUCGUUCACAAGCACACAAAAAAGUCGGCGCGGCUUGGACAGAGGGUGGCUGUGUGGUGGCGCCAUCUUUUCGUGGCGCCGACUUCCGUGACGGGUCGUGGGCUUCCAGCUCGAGCGUUUGGAUCCUGCAAGCUUAAAUUUGGAGAGUGGCUCGGUUUUGGGGAGCACACGCGCAGUCGCGACGUUUUCGCCCGUGGCGUGGUCUGUGCAGGGACGGCGAGAGGCUGCGUCAGCAUCCCGAAUUUUGGUCACUCGGCGGGUGACGAGUCGCGGUCUUUGCCCCACUCUCCGCGUUUCGUGUGACAAAACAGACCGAAUUUCUAACGCAGAGAACGCCUGUGUUUUUCGGCACGCGCGGGCGGCGUUGAGAACGAGACAGAGAUAUAUGAAGUAUAUUUCUGGUCUUUUGGUGGGGGAGGAAAUGUUUUGAGGCGUCUGCCGUUUUCUCCUCCGUCUUCGGUCUGUUUCUUCCGCCUCCACUUUCUCGCUGUGUGGCCCGCCGCCUCUCCGGUUCUGUCCCUUCGUUCGAUGUUUUCUCGGUCUUUUCCGGUUUUCGUCGAGUGUUCAGCCGUUUCCCACGCCGGAUUUCCAUCCACUGGAGAAGUCCACGCGCCCAAAAAGUUCUUCAAAAACGCGGGAGUGAGCGCCGCUUUUGUUGCCCCAUCAGUGGAUCUCCCCCCCCCCCCUCCCCGCGCCGGCUUUUUUGGCCCAGCCUAUGCGAUAUUUGCAUAUCGUACGGGUAUUUCUGCAUUUGAUCAGCGGUAUACGCGACGUUCUGCGUCUCAACAGUUCGCGUGGUCCGAUUCUCCACGGUUCGCAUUUUUUCUGCAUUUCUGCCCCGUUCCCACGGCGUCGUACCCGGUCCGUGGUUCCCGCAGAAAUCACGCACUUGUCUACGCAGGCGCGUCCCUCCGUCCUGAUAAGGUGUCACUCCCGUGUCCUGCAGAUAUCCUGUUCUUCGUGACAUUUCGGGAAGGAAAAACGCAGGGGUCGUUUCCUCCAAGCCGAAAUCUGUGCACUGCGACCGUUAGCUCUCGACUCGUCUUCGCAGUGGUCCACGCGUGCAUCUACCCAGCCAGGGAGUAGACCCUCUGCACAAAGUUGUGGAAUCGACGGAGAAUCUGAGGUGUUCCCUUUUCGCUUCGUUGUCUGUUCCGUUCCCCACCUAACUUUUUUAUUCGCGUCGCACCGUUCAGGAGCAUCCACCCUCCCGUGGCUGGCAGCGCAUCCACAGGCACACCCUUGCCCACGAAGCCGUGUUCAUUUACCAUCUAGAACCAUGGCAACUGCGUCUCCCGUCGUUGCACCGUCCUCGCCGGCUUCUGCUCCGUCCCAGCCGAGCCCGAUGCCCGCGUCGAACGCGGGAGCCGACGUUCCUGCUUCGGGAACUGGAGGCCACCAAGCUGCGGCAGACCACACAGCUGGAAACGCAAAUGUCAGUGGUGGUGUGUCGGGAACGACUACGGCGCCUGCUGGUCAGCGCCCGAACGGCGGAAUGAAUGCGGGCGCGGCGAACUUUGUGUCGCCUUCGCUGUACGUCGGCGACCUGCAUCAGGACGUGACGGAGGCGAUGCUGUUCGAAGUCUUCAACUCGGUGGGUCCUGUCACGAGCAUUCGUGUCUGCCGCGACACGGUCACCCGGCGGAGCUUGGGGUACGCGUACGUGAACUACCAGGGAAUCCAGGACGCGGAGCGCAGCUUGGACACGCUGAACUACACUGUGAUCAAGGGCCAACCUUGCCGAAUCAUGUGGUGCCACAGAGACCCGUCGCUGCGGAAGAGCGGGAACGGGAACAUCUUUGUGAAGAACCUGGACAAGAACAUCGACAACAAGGCGCUGUAUGACACUUUCAGUCUGUUCGGCAACAUCUUGUCCUGCAAGGUCGCCGUUGAUGAUAACGGUCACAGCAAGGGCUACGGCUUCGUCCACUACGAGAACGAGGAGAGCGCGCGGUCGGCGAUUGACAAAGUGAAUGGGAUGCUGAUCGGCGGCAAGACUGUGUAUGUCGGCCCUUUCAUUCGCCGGGCGGAACGCGACAACCUCGCGGAAGCCAAGUACACGAACGUGUACAUCAAGAACAUGCCUUCCGCCUGGGAAGACGAGUCCCGCCUCAGAGAGACCUUCUCCAAGUUCGGCUCGAUCACUUCCCUUGUGGUCAGGAAGGACCCGAAGGGCCGUCUUUUCGCCUUUUGCAACUUCGCUGACCACGACAGCGCGAAGGCCGCUGUGGAGGCGUUGAACGGGAAACGCGUGACCGACGCAGGCGCGAUCAAGGAGGGAGAAGACAGUGGCGCGGAAGAGAAGGAGGAAGAGGGACAGAAGCGCGAGGGCGACCAGAUCUUGUUCGUCGGACCUCACCAGAGCAAGGCGCACCGGUCUGCGAUGCUUCGUGCCAAGUUCGAGCAGAUGAACCAGGACCGCAACGACCGAUUUCAGGGCGUGAACCUGUACAUCAAGAACAUGGACGACAGCAUCGAUGACGAGAAACUGCGUCAGCUGUUCGAGCCAUUCGGCUCCAUCACGAGUGCCAAAGUGAUGCGCGACGAGCGCGGCGUUUCCCGGUGCUUCGGCUUCGUGUGCUUCAUGUCUCCGGAAGAGGCCACCAAGGCGGUCACUGAGAUGCACCUCAAGCUUGUCAAGGGCAAGCCGCUCUACGUUGGCCUCGCCGAGCGUCGCGAACAGCGGCUGAUGCGCCUGCAACAGCGCUUCAGGCUGCCGUCCCUCCGGCCUGCAGCGGCUGCCCUCCCGGGCAACGUUGCAGCUGCCGCAGCAGCUGCCCAGCUGCAGUACGGCGGCGGAGCGCCUCAGCUCCAAGGCUUUGCCGCCGGUCCGGGUGCGAUGUAUGCGCCGCGUCCCCUCAUGGGCUUCUCGCCGCAUCCGCACCAAGUCACUGCGCCCAUGCUGCCCUGGAGACAGCAGCAGGCUGCAGCAGCUGGCGCACAGUUCGCCUCUCAGGGCGUCCCGAUGCGGCCGCAACUGGGCCCCCUGCAGCACCUCUACGGGCAGACAAACGCUGCCGCGGCGGCUGUGGCCGCGGGCAUGCAUGCAGCGGCCGCUGGCGGACCGCCCAUGCAGAUGCUCCAGCAGCAACAGCGCGGUGGCCACCGCGGAGGCAUGGGCCGCCAGGGCGGCGCAGGCCCGGUUCUGAACGGGAACAAGCAACACAUGAUUGGCCCGAAGCCUGGAGCUGGACAGCAGCAGCCUCAGGGCGGACCUGGCAGCUUCAAGUUCACUCCGCAAGUGAGGAACCAGAGACUGGAUCAACAGAUGCAGCCGCCGGCCUCUGUUCCGGCCCCGCACAACCACCACCAAGUGAUGAUGGAGCAGUCUCAGCAGCUCCUCAUGAACCCCGAUGCGCCGCUGACAGCCGCCGCCCUUGCGGCCGCGCAGCCUUCGAUGCAGAAGCAGAUGCUUGGAGAAAAGCUCUUUCCCCUGAUUGCACGCUACCAGCCUGAACUGGCCGGGAAGAUCACGGGCAUGAUGCUGGAGAUGGACAACGCCGAGUUGUUGAUUCUCCUAGAGAGUGAGGCCCAACUAAAGGCCAAGGUGGACGAAGCUUUGAGGGUGCUUCAGCAGGCGAGUUGAAUGCAAAACCGGUGAACCGAAGAGACGCAGAGAGACGCGAAUCCCUCUGGCAUGCGCACCAGGGUUCUUGCCUGACGAUGUUUCCCUGCCUUCGUUCUGUGUCAGUGCUUCGGCUCUGUAAGACGCACUGGUGAUUGCGAGUGUACAGAGAGUCGUGUAGUGACAGGUAGGCAUCGGCCUAGGCUCCGACUGGUCCUGUUCUGUAGAAACAUCUGUUAUUUGAAGGAACGUACGAUGGAGGCGGUUCCUGUGGAAGCCGAGGACCGUGAAGGAAAAAAGGAAAGAGAAGGCGGACAGCUUCUUCCGCACACUCGAGGCAGUCUGUCGGGGUUGGUGAAAGCCAGGAGUGACCGGUGUCGCGGGGUACACAUCUGUACGAAAAACGCGGCACUCGAUUGUGUUCUCUCAGCUUGCGUGUUUGUGUCAUGAUGUCUCCAAGGACGGAGAGGAGGAGUGAAGUGCAAGGUAUGCGACAACGCUGAGAGCGUGUAGUGGAACAUGGGAAGAAAAACGAAUGGAUGACUGCUUGAGCGGUUUUUCGUCGUGGCCACAGCUCGCUAUGCGAUUCAGUGGCGGACGCGUCUUCGGAAUUCGAGGCGGAGUUCGUGAGGAUGGCACAUGCUCGCCGACAGUCUUGCCCAGUCGUCUUCUGUAAGCUGUUUGUUUUGUAGCGGAGAGACUACAAGGUGUUCCGAGUGUCUUCGCGCACUGUUUGGUAGAGUUCCAUUGCCUGGGGGGAGGUCGCUGUGGAACAGGAAGUGGUCAGUAUGUCUGUCGGAUGUAUCGCAAGGAGACAGGCAAUACGGAAGCGAAGAGUGGACUGGGAAAUUGAAGCGACAAGUGAGAGACAUAUUUGGGGAACGGGGUAAGGGUGGUGAAUGAUCGGCUGGUGGGGUUAAUCAGGCGAAGGUUAAGUUCUGCACAUGGUCAACGAAGAGAAAAAGACCAGAGUAUGGGUGAGCUGCACACAUGCACAAGGUUGAGACAAAGAUCGGUAUGGAAGUGAUUAUUUCGCGUCCACUUUGUUUCUCUCCUUGGGUCCACUAGUGUAUUCCCAUAACAGUUGAAUUCCCUUCGACCGUGAACGUAUCCCCUGGGGACAGAUUUGACAUGAGCUGCAUGUGUCGGUUUCUGGGAGUGGGGCAAUCCCUAAUCGCAGGGAGCCCCGGUACAAAAGAGCAGAGAACUGGAGACUGCUCGGCUCCCUCAGUGGGUCGUUUGCUUUCCGUGUGUUGCUUGGAUUACGACAUUUUCCGCCGUCUUUGGAAGCAAAGCAAAGAACUUGGUGCGUCGGCACCACCCUAUGGGCCUUCAAGUUGUAAAGCAGCGGAACAGUUUGAGCGGACGCCGAUUAACCGUAGGCGGGACGCGAGAGAAACGUGAGGUCUCCACGCAGCAAGCAUCAAUAUCGAAAUGGUCAUCGAACAUCAUGUGUUUUCUUAUUACUCGAAUAGCAAUCGUAUGCCUGUCCGAAGGGUCGAGCAACGGCAGGGUUUUGUUUCUUGUCAAAUUUCAGCUGUUCUGCCCAUGAUAAAUACCGAGCACACCCGCGUCAGAUUUAGUAGUAGGAAUAUGCUCUUGCUGUAGUAACAACUUCGCCCAGCAGAGCAAGCCAUCUCAUUCUCAGGUUUAAUUUGCACUAGCUUAGCGAGAGCUGGGGGCUUUUUCUCUUCCCGGAAUUGUCGGUAUAUGCUUGUUUGUUAAACCGGCACGAGUCAUAGAAUCAGCACGUCUUAUGAACGAAGUUCACGGACCUGCAGGGAGAGUGCCUUCGCUGUUCCGUAACCGAUUGUCUCUAGCGGUACGUGUAUCCCGACGUUUUUCUGUUUGCAAAGAUGUGAGCAGAUAGGUCUGGACAGCACAGUCAAUUGAUCAAUUUAAAUGUUCGAGCGAAUAUCGCUUCAGUGCUAAGCAUGAAGGACCCUUGCCAGUCGCAUUUUUUCGGAACACCCCCGUAAAAAAAUCGGGCAAACUGCCGAAGGCGUUUUUAACCGCAAAAGUUGGCAACCGUUA
Toxoplasma gondii ME49 is the source of this 7557-nucleotide messenger RNA. RefSeq names its product polyadenylate binding protein, putative. Gene Ontology annotation, molecular function: RNA binding. Gene Ontology annotation, cellular component: ribonucleoprotein complex. The transcript has 3 exons. NCBI's taxonomy places the organism in Eukaryota, Apicomplexa, Conoidasida, Eucoccidiorida, Sarcocystidae. Bases 3238 to 5544 code for a protein of 768 amino acids. The record is from RefSeq and is a predicted model, not a curated record.